AUGGCGUCCACCUGUGUAGUUCAGGAACAGCCACAACAAACAGCGCACGAGACGAACAUUACGCUCGAGGUUCUUCCUCGUGAGGUUUCAGCGGCAGAGUCCCUAUGUGGUGACUCGGAUAGCUUUCGAGCGUUAGAAAAGUGGAAUCAACCUCGUAUCAACAUCUAUCGCUCUUUCUCGACCUUUUGGAGUUUCUUGGUGAUGGGAGCGAACGAUGCGGCGUACGGUCUCGAAACAUACUAUAACCUCUCAUACACGAUUGUGUCACUGGUAUUUUUAUCACCUCUGGUGGGCUAUACUCUUGCAGCAUUUCUCAACCACCGCAUCCACUCCAGUCUGGGACAGCGUGGUGUGGCAUUAAUUGGACCAGGGUGCCAUCUGAUCGCAUACAUCGUGAACUGCACGCAUCCACCGUACCCAGUACUCGUGGUCUCCUUCAUAUUUGCCGGCUUUGGAAAUGGCCUAGAGGAUGCUGCGUGGAAUGCAUGGAUCGGUAACAUGGCUAAUGCCAAUGAGCUGCUGGGUCUUCUCCACGGUGUAUAUGGCGUAGGUGCCGUCCUGAGUCCGUUGAUUGCGACGUCGAUGAUCGCCAGAGCCCAUCUGCCCUGGCACUUUUUUUAUUAUGUCAUGGUGGGAUUUGCAGUUGUCGAGCUUGCGACCUGCGGUGCAUGCUUCUGGGAAUCUACGGGCGCGGUGUUCCGUGCAGCCAAUUCUCAUGCGAUCGGAGAUAAUAAAAAGGGUGGCCUCAAAAGUGCGUUGUUCAAGCGACCGUCGGCUCGGGUUACUUGGUUAUGUGCUCUGUUCCUGCUGGGUUAUGUGGGAGUGGAGGUCGCACUUGGUGGAUGGAUUGUCACCUAUAUGAUCCGUGUCCGACACGGAGCUCCAUUUGCUAGUGGUAUGACAGCCACUGGAUUCUGGCUGGGUAUCACUGUCGGCCGAGUAGUUUUAGGGUUUUUGACUCCGCGAGUGGGCGAAAAGAUGGCGAUUGCGGUGUAUAUUGUGCUUUCUAUGGCAUUCGGUCUGGUCCUGUGGCUCGUGCCUCACUUCUAUGCGUCCGCCGUGGCAGUUUCACUGCAGGGCUUCUUCCUGGGUCCACUCUUCCCGGGCGCAGUAGUGAUGAUCACGAAACUCCUCCCACGACACCUCCAUGUGAGUUCGAUCGGAUUCACCGCUGCAUUUGGAGGCAGCGGAGCGGCCAUUCUGCCCUUCGCCGUGGGAGCGCUGGCACAGGCCAAGGGAGUCGAAGUGUUGCAGCCGUUCAUCAUCGCUCUGUCCGGAGCCAUCUUCCUCGCGUGGCUGGGAUUACCGCGGGUGUCGAAGGCGCGACGGAACGAGUAG
Molecule: messenger RNA, 1338 nt
Organism: Penicillium cinerascens
Lineage: Eukaryota; Fungi; Ascomycota; Eurotiomycetes; Eurotiales; Aspergillaceae
Exons: 4
Coding region: 1-1338 (445 amino acids)
Biological process (GO): transmembrane transport
Cellular component (GO): membrane
Molecular function (GO): transmembrane transporter activity
Source: RefSeq, a predicted model, not a curated record